AUGGUCAUCUGCACCCGUCGCGGCUGCGGCGUCGACUUUGAUCCGGCCUCUGCCUCGUCCUCGGCGGCAGCAUCCUGCAUCUACCACCCGGGCGCGCCUGUCUUUCACGAGGGUCUCAAGUCGUGGUCAUGCUGCAAGGACACCAACAAGCCCGUCAUGGAGUUUGACCAGUUCCUCGCCAUCAAAGGUUGCAGCACCGCCAAUGCGCACUCGACAGAGAAGCAGGCGCUGCCAACCAUCAAGAACGGUGUCGUCGUACCUGACCAAGAUGCCUCAUCCGCAGCCGCCGACGUACAGCCAGCGACGAAGGACGCGGACGGCAAAGAGACGUUCGGAAAUGCCGAGUCGGCGGCCGAAGUUGUUCAGCCACUCAAGGGUAUGUCUUUGCUGGCAGCGCAGAAUGCAGCCCAAUCGACGAGCGCAGACAGCAAAGAGGCACGGGCAAACACCGAGACUGUCGAAGAGGAGGACCCCAUCGAAGGCGAUGCUGCCCUUCCGGCGGGUUUGGUGUGCAAGCGCGGAGGAUGCGGAUACAAGCACCCAGGUGGAGCACGCGACCGAGCCAGCGAAGCCUGCAAGCACCACAAGGGCUCGCCCAUCUUCCACGAAGGCUCUAAAGGCUGGUCGUGUUGCAAGCGCAGGGUGUUGGACUUCAACGACUUUUUGCAGAUCGAGCCAUGCACCACCGCCAAGUCGGGCCAUCUCUUCGUUGGCGCACCUAAAGUAGCCACGGACGGCGAUGCAGAUGGAGAAGAAAGCGUGGACUGCCGAAUGGACCACUAUGAAACCCCCAACGACGUGCGCCUCACCGUCUAUGCCAAGGCGGUAGAUGCGGCAGACAGCUCGAUCGAGUUCAAGGAAGACGGCGUCGUUUUCUCGCUUGCGCUGCCUCCAGCGUCUGGAUCGUCUCGCUCGCGUCGCUUCCGAAAGGUACUCAAACCGUUUGCUGCCAUCACUCCAGCUGAGUCGUCGUUCAACAUCACCAAGUUCAAGGUCGACCUGAUUCUCACCAAGCAGCAGAAAGGCCAGAGCUGGCCUUGCCUCGAGAGUGGAGAUCGCGUCAUUGGCUACGGACUCACUUUCGGUCGCGACAAGGAUAAAUGA
Sporisorium graminicola is the source of this 1104-nucleotide messenger RNA. RefSeq lists its product as uncharacterized. The coding region runs from base 1 to 1104 and encodes 367 amino acids. The record is from RefSeq and is a predicted model, not a curated record. NCBI's taxonomy places the organism in Eukaryota, Fungi, Basidiomycota, Ustilaginomycetes, Ustilaginales, Ustilaginaceae. The transcript has a single exon.